This is a messenger RNA of Leptopilina boulardi, 969 nucleotides long. RefSeq names its product cytochrome c-2 (gene CytC). Bases 184 to 510 code for a protein of 108 amino acids. NCBI's taxonomy places the organism in Eukaryota, Metazoa, Arthropoda, Insecta, Hymenoptera, Figitidae. Gene Ontology annotation, cellular component: mitochondrial intermembrane space. The transcript has 4 exons. The record is from RefSeq and is a predicted model, not a curated record. Gene Ontology annotation, molecular function: electron transfer activity; heme binding. Gene Ontology annotation, biological process: mitochondrial electron transport, ubiquinol to cytochrome c; mitochondrial electron transport, cytochrome c to oxygen.
UUCCCUGUGAAAUUAAACGAUUGAUGAUUGCGUCAGAAGUCCUUGACAUCGAAAUCAACGCAAAAGCACGGGUUCUCGUUGCUCCCUCGCAUCAUCGAUCGCUUAUUCACGGUCGGACAAUAGUCAGUCCACAAUCAUCAGAAGUAUUUCUACAGUUUAGUCACACAAAUCUCACUUAUCACAAUGGGAGUUCCCGCAGGAGAUGCAGACAAGGGAAAGAAGAUCUUCGUACAAAAAUGUUCCCAGUGUCAUACCAUCGAAGCUGGUGGCAAACACAAAGUAGGCCCAAAUUUACACGGAAUGGUUGGUAGAAAAACUGGACAAGCGGCCGGAUUUGCCUACACUGAUGCAAACAAAGCAAAAGGCAUCACUUGGAAUAAGGAUACGCUUUUCGAAUAUCUCGAGAAUCCAAAGAAAUAUAUUCCCGGCACAAAAAUGGUGUUCGCUGGAAUUAAGAAACCACAAGAAAGGGCAGAUCUCAUCGCUUAUCUAGAACAAGCCUCUAAGUAAAUUUUAAAUUGAUUCUCUUAAAAUUAAAUCUCAGAAGCGGUGCUUUAGUGAAAACGAGGGGAAAAAAAUUAGGAAAAUUAUCAUCUCAACGUUUAAUUCUUCCUCGGAUUCACAACUCCCGAAUUUAAACUCAAAAAAAAAAUAAUACGCAUUGUUUCAACAAGGAGUAAACUAGUAACGAAUUGUUAUUGUUAAUAAGUAGGUAAACGAAAAAAAAACAAAUCAUUGUAACUAUGUAAAUUGUCUUUUUCAAAUGAGCUUGGGCAAGAACCAGCUCGAAAAUUUUACAGUAUCGAUGUUCUGUUUUUAACAGGUAGAUCCUGACACAAACGUCAUCGAUUUUUAUUUAUUAUCAAUUAAUUAAUUUUUUUUUUUUGGCUUUACGUUCGUUUAUUCGUCAACAGUAUUUAUGGAAAAAAAAUCAGUCAUAAAAAAUCAAUGAAAAAUUACGAAAAGUUA